AUGACUAGCAAUAGCAAAUACACAAAUUAUUUUAUAUUUGAAAAAACUAAAAUUUCCUGUCGGCAACAAAAUUGUGCUUAUUUUUAUGCACCGAAAAAUGAAACUGGUUUUCCAACGACUGCUUUGCGUAAACAUUUAGAGCGUAGGCAUCCAUCAGUGUUUUCUGAGCUCCUCCAAUUCGAAAAAUCAGAAAAAGAGAUGGAUGAUGGAACAGAAAAACUUAAACAGACAAGUUUAAAAAGAAUAUUUUCCGUUUCUGUCGGUUCGGCUUCAACUUCCCAAGGAAUAACAUCAACAAAACAGCCGAAAAUAGAAGAAUCAUUUAAACAAUGGACAUCUGGCGGUGAAAUGACUGAAAGAGUUGAUAAAGCAGUAAUUUCCUUGAUAUGUACUGCUGGUCUUCCAUUUUCUUUUGUUGAAGAGCCAGGUUUCAAAAAUUUGUUACACAUUAUGCAACCACAAUAUAAAAUCAGGUCAAGAAAUUUUUUUGUAAAUGAAUCAUUGCCAAAUAUGUAUGGAGACAUGGUGGUUGUAGUAAAAAAAGACGUUUUUUCUGCUCCUUUUGUUUCAUUGUGUAUUGACUCGUGGUCCUCAGAAGAAAGCACGCAUUCCUUACUUGGCGUAACUUGCCAUUUUCUUAAAGAAAAUUUUGAACCUACUCAUGUCUUACUUGCUGCAUCGCCUAUUAAAGGAAGUCACACAGGCGAUAAAAUAGCAUCUUUGGUUGCUAAGGUUAUUACUAACUUUGGAAUAGACAAAAAAGUACAUAUGGUUAUACGAGACAACGAAAGCGCAAUGCAGAAGGCAACUAGAAUCGCCGGCCUUGAGUCACAGCAUUGUUCUUCACACAAAAUUCAACUGAACUGUCUAUCCAUCUCUCUUUGCCUUCUACCAAUGUUAGGCGAUUUGAAAAGAUUAAGCUUUGGUCUGAAAGACCACCUGCGCAGAAAGUGCUGGUGAAAACAGAAUUAAAACAACAAGGAAGCGAUUAGGUAAAGAAUUUUCUCCUUUUGCUGUGAGUACGCCUAUAAUUGUUUUGUAUACCAUAAAUGCGGGGUUGAGUUUGAUGAAUAAGAUUAAGCCAACAAUUCCAAUUACAAGCACAAAAAAGAAUAGUAUCAGAGCUUUAGGGUUCAAUAGCAUUCUGUACAGAGCGAAUGGGUCAAAAUUGAAAUCGAGUAGAGAGAAACUGGUAUUUGGAGACUCAAGCUUUUCAGAGCGGCGAUAUUGUGGCCUGCGUCUUUUUUGUGGCACGUAAUAUAGUUCCCCCUCCAAUUCGAACUCCGUUAUGCCUGCCGGACAAUCCACCAAACAUUUUGUUUUAAUUCUCGAUUCUUGAACAUUUAAGAUUUCCCUUUGUUCUGUAGAGUUCAUAUUGCACUUGGCCGUAAAUAUCAAUCCGUCAUCACACUCUAUUUUUGCCAAUGCUUGCCCCCAAUCAGUUUUACAUCGAUACAGCAACUGCGCGCCGGUCAAACAUUUGUAACAUCCGGUAAAAUUGGUGACUUCUAACCAGCAUUUGGAAUCCUUGAGCUGCAAUACCAUUUCCACGUUUUUCAUCUCGACGUUGAGUUGUACUGGACUGUACCCCGUAUCAGCGAAAAUGCGCGUAUUUUCAUUUUUCAAAUGGAAGUGUCCUACAGGUAAAGGCAAUCGUUGUUGUGGAUCUUCGAGGAUUUCUUCUAAGCUUAGAUCCCGACAACUGCAUCCUAUUGUCCCUGUUUCAUGGUCAGGGGAGCAGCUAGUGCACGCGGUACCAGCCAGACUGCAAUUAAAAUCGAGGGCCUGUUGUUCACUUUCACAAUGUAAGUCAUCAUUUAAAUUUCCAACUAAGGCCACAGCUCCAUUGGAAUGGAUGAAAUUCGAGUUCAGAACAGGUGCCGGAGGCACAGCCACCAUUAAAGG
Molecule: messenger RNA, 1905 nt
Organism: Meloidogyne enterolobii
Lineage: Eukaryota; Metazoa; Nematoda; Chromadorea; Rhabditida; Meloidogynidae
Source: the annotation of a GenBank genome assembly